Messenger RNA from Echinostoma caproni, 1011 nucleotides. The record is from the annotation of a GenBank genome assembly. Lineage: Eukaryota; Metazoa; Platyhelminthes; Trematoda; Plagiorchiida; Echinostomatidae.
AUGAGUGUUUUUUGUUUUGUUAUCAAGAUUGGGUGGCAACAUCGUCGUGUGGCUGACUUGAUGCGAAUGUAUCCCAGACGUAUUACUCUUCGUCUUCGAAAACGCCCUGCACACGCUACUGAUUUUACAGGGUUUCCCGGGGGUGCUCGACGUCAUCGAAUCGUAAUGGCGACCGGACCGCAAAACCCAGCUGCAGGAACAUUAUCCCAGCAACUAGCUCGUGGAGGUUAUCUUUUCACACGAACUCCGAAACGUCGGGCUCCUUUGUCCGGAACGGUAAUCAUUGAACCAUUGGCCAGCACUCAGGAAUCGGCUUCGGAAUCUGCAUCCACACCCACAGGAAACGCGUUAAGUGGGGCAGAUUGUUCAGAUGUCUGCAAUCCAUCAUCCGACGGUUCAAUUUCAGUGAACGGACAAUCCGGUACAGAAAGCACGGAGGCAGUGUCCCCGUCGACAAGAGUGGUUGAAACCAAUUUGGAAGAGACGGCAGACGGCAAUCUGUCUUCAUCUCUGAUUCGUUCACCAUCAGUCACAACCACUUCUUCCUCGUCAUCUUCCCGAUGUGCUUCAGUGAGGCUGCCAAGUUCUAUAAGAGGUUACAUGCCUUCGAGUCCGCUGGAUAUGUCCUCCUUGGGUGACACAGACCUUAUCUCGAGUGGCAAUUCACCGAAUAUGAUUGCCUGUAGCGUUGACGGGUCACAAACGGGCACAACAACGUCAACUACGACCGGUUCUUCAACCCCAAAAGAUCAUCAAAAACCUAACAGUUGUCAUAGCAGCUUUCAACAGGGAGUUCUAUUUCAACCAAAUGUGCGAAUGACCUCAAGCACUCCGUGCACCCCGCUUAUGACGGCACGAAUGCUGAAAAGUGACUCAGCUUCAUCGAGGGACCGUCACGGACAAAACAGUGGUGGGGUUGGGUACGGUCCUACCAGUGGAGAUUCGGCCGAUGAUUCGGAAGGUUUGCCCGAACGGCGUGCUAGAACAGAGGAAGCAGCGGUAGACAAGUAA